AUGGCUAGCCCCUCGAAACAACCUAGAAAGGAUGACGAUAGCAUAGUGGGAUAUUUGCACUGUGUGUCACCGGUGAAAACUUCGAGGCGGAAUCUCCGCUACUUCGAGGCGACCCUACAGACCGGCCGAGAGGAAUACCACAGAGUGGUAGCAUUUUCGGUAGACAAGAGGAUCCCGUUUACGCAAGCUUCGCAAAACAAAAGCCCAGUGAAGCUGGCGAACGUCAGGAGAGGCCUCAGUUACUCCGAUCCCAGUGGCUUCGACGUUCUCUGUUCAAAUAGCACCACUGUGGAGGUGGUGGAGGACGUGGCUUUCUUCCCGAGAGAGCCUCGAAGCAUGGGACAGAUGACCAUCGAGGAGGUGCUGCGCCUUGGACCAAGACAGCGCGUGGGUGUGGUGGAUGCCAAGAUCCUGCCAGAGGGUACUGUGAGCAGAGUGGUACCUGUUGACGGGGUCCAGUGCGAGUUGAAGGAGCUUCAGAUCUGCGAUCCCACUGGCCAGACAACUCUCACACUCUGGGAGAAACUGAUUCUGACUGUCGAAGUAGGCAAGUCGUACAAGCUGGCCAACUUGUCCACCAGGAAAGCCGGUGACCGUACAGUUCUAACUACCACUCAAACGACAACGGUUAGCGAAAUUUCGGCCGUCGGAGAACCGGAGUCAGUCGAGGUCCAUGGAGAUGACCGCCAGGACACAUCGAUCGUCCGUGGAACUGUGACCGGGGUGCAGAUAAGCGCCAAACACCGUUGUAGGAGAUGCCACACCAGUCAAGAGCCGUUUGUGAGUCGCUCGUUAACGCACAGAUGCCAGCGCUGCAAGCUCUUACAAAAAGCCAGCUCCUUCGUGGCUUCCUACAGCGGAGUCUUGCUGCUGAUGACCAGCGAUGGCCAAGAGCAGUCGCCGAUGUUCACAAACUCUGCUCUUUCUGCCUACUUGAAAGAGAAGGACAUUGGCGAUUCCAUGGGGGACUUGCAGGUCAUCGAAGAGCAUUUCCUCAGUGUUGGUGACGUUGAGUUGUCUGUCAACGCAGAGGGGCUGAUCGUUUCUGUAAAAGAUAUCGUAAGCGAAAAGGGUAGUCCAGAGUGUGAAGCAACAGGCUUUGCAGAGGGGAUGGAUGAGUUAUUUUUAAAGGAUGAUAAGUUAAAUGCCUGA
Molecule: messenger RNA, 1152 nt
Organism: Hypomesus transpacificus
Lineage: Eukaryota; Metazoa; Chordata; Actinopteri; Osmeriformes; Osmeridae
Exons: 3
Coding region: 1-1152 (383 amino acids)
Source: RefSeq, a predicted model, not a curated record